This is a messenger RNA of Rhinichthys klamathensis goyatoka, 1814 nucleotides long. It is a transcript of the gene ppap2d, whose product is annotated as phosphatidic acid phosphatase type 2D. Lineage: Eukaryota; Metazoa; Chordata; Actinopteri; Cypriniformes; Leuciscidae. Bases 297 to 1265 code for a protein of 322 amino acids. The record is from RefSeq and is a predicted model, not a curated record. Gene Ontology annotation, biological process: phospholipid dephosphorylation; phospholipid metabolic process; signal transduction. Gene Ontology annotation, molecular function: phosphatidate phosphatase activity. The transcript is spliced from 7 exons.
CACGAUCCGCUUCAAGUUUGCUCUCGGUUGGGGAAAGAAAGAAGAGUUUGACAUGAAGAGUCACAGAGGAUGACAAACUUUUGACUGACAUAUGUUUUCAGGAAUGUGUUUUUCUCCAUCAUGUCCCGAUGAUGAUGGCCAAACUGCAGCCGAAACUUUUCAAAAGUGCUGGAGAAAGGAUUUCUCGUGUAAAAGAGAGCAGACCAGGAUCUCUGUACAAGUCUGAUCGAUUCAUCAGUUAAGACGUGUUGUGAAGGACAGUAAAUCCGGCACAAGUGUUAAAUUAAACGGACAACAUGCAGAAGUUGAAUUCGGUGAACAGUAACGCGGAGCUCCAGCAGCGGCUGGCGGAUCACGGUGGAUCCGGAGACACAGCGAGGGAAAACGGCACCAAACACAUCCCGAGUCCCGCGGAACCUGUGGAUACGGUUCAAUGCUCCAGCAGGAAGAUGCUGGUCGGGCUGGACGUCCUCUGUCUGCUCGUGGCCUCCAUUCCGUUCUUCGCCUGUGAGCUCAAAGCGGUGACUCCGUACAUGAGGGGCUUCUUCUGCGGGGACCCCAGCAUCACCUACCCUUACAUUAAAGAUGAGGCCAUUCCUGAUAGCAUGCUUAUAGCCGGGGGCAUCAUAAUCACAGGACUUACGAUUGCUGUCGGAGAGUGUUACCGGGUACGGUUCAGAGGUGUGCACUCACGAGCAUUUGUGCGAAACCUCUACGUGUCCUGCCUGUACAAGGAGCUGGGCAGCUUCCUGUUUGGCUGCUGUGUAGGGCAAUCCUUGACCAACAUGGCAAAGCUGAGUGUGGGCCGACUCCGUCCCCACUUCCUGUCGGCCUGCAAUGUGACCUAUGCUUCACUCAACUGCCUACCUGGAGCCUACAUUUCAGAUGUCAGAUGCAGGAACACGCUGAAGAUAGUGGAGGAGGCCAGAAAGUCCUUCUUCUCGGGCCAUGCAUCUUUCGCCAUGUACACCAUGCUUUACCUGGCAUUCUACCUGCAGGCGCGGCUGUCAUGGCGAGGGGCGCGACUCCUGCGACCGUUGCUGCAGUUCAUGUUGGUGAUGUUGGCAGUGUACACGGGACUCAGUCGCAUUUCUGACUACCGCCAUCACCCCACUGACGUCCUGACCGGCUUCCUGCAGGGGGGACUGACUGCUUACUGGGUGGCCUUUUAUAUCUCAUCCAUGUUUAAGAAGUCUCGUCCAGACAUGUCUCCCGCAAGCUUGUCUCUGGAAAGUCCCCUGUCCAGCCAGCAAACCGUUUGCUAACAGACCUGCACAUAGAGACACCCGAGAGAGAUUGAUAGUGAAAGCGGGAGUGAUGGAGCGAAUAACGGGAAUGGGACAAAGAACUUUGGAACGUGUUCAAAUCCUCACAGAGAACCAUUUCCUGCCCAUCCUGAGAGAAGAACAGUUAUGCAUACAUGUCUAACCCUUCAACAAACCCGUCCGCAUGGUAUCAACCCUCCAUAGAUAAAUGAUAUUUUUAUAUAAGAAAAAGUUUAUCCUUUAUAUUUUUGAAAUAUGUUCUAGUUGAAGCUGCUAAUAAUUGUUGUAUUGUAAUUUGUCACCUGUAGUCCAGGGUCAGAGAUUCACACAGUGAUUAAAGAUAAUAACCCAUAUGUAACUCUCAACAUGUAAAGCUUUUCGAGCACAUGUUGAAUGUUGGACAAAAAUGGACCAAUCACAGCAACCCUUGGGCCUCAGACCACACCCUUUAUGUUUGCUAUUGUACCUGGCUAGACCACUGUUCUGGUGCGCUGUUGCACAAUCAUAGCGGUGGCGAUUCUCAGACAACAACAUAGUGUCGACCUAGAU